Messenger RNA from Platichthys flesus (European flounder), 3674 nucleotides. RefSeq lists its product as uncharacterized. The transcript is spliced from 2 exons. NCBI's taxonomy places the organism in Eukaryota, Metazoa, Chordata, Actinopteri, Pleuronectiformes, Pleuronectidae. Gene Ontology annotation, molecular function: nucleic acid binding. The record is from RefSeq and is a predicted model, not a curated record. The coding region runs from base 871 to 2040 and encodes 389 amino acids.
UUAAACUCAGAAUUCUGACUUUAAACUCAGAAUUCUGACUUUUUUCUCAGAAUUCUGACUUUAAUCUCAGAAUUCUGACUUUAAACUCAGAAUUCUGACUUUAAACUCAGAAUUCUGAGAUUAAAGUCAGAACUCAGAAUUCUAACUUUAAACUCAGAAGUAUUGGUGCCUGUAGCGAACCAACUUCGGGGCUCAGAGCAACACAACAUAGGCUACUACUUUCCCGCAGACCGAAAAUGUCGGACCUCAGUGAGUUUUUGCGUGCUCGAAGGGUCCCCGAGGAAGCCAUUUCAUUCAUGGAAGAGCAGAAGGUGAGUGAAGAAGAUAUGUGUUGGUUUGGGGCUUGGUGUUUGCAAAAACGAAGAAAUGGCUGCAGAUAUGAUGUAUGUUACAAGCUCGUUAACUCCUUGCAUGUUUGUACACCGGGCACUGGUAGAGAUGUAACGAUCGUGAAUGCAUCGGUUAAAUAAAAAAAUAAUCACGUCACAAGGCUUAAGGAGUAGGCUACGUGGGGUAGUCGUCGGUGUUUAGGCUGCAGAGCUAACGUUUACGUUAUCUUCGUCUGCUUUAUAGGCAGCCCUCUCUCUCCUUCAGUUCACUCUCUGUGUGGCUGUAGGUGUGUGUUCACGUGUGUUUGUUUAUGUGUACGUCGGUGCAGAGCUCCGCCCUUCGUCAAACAGAGAGAUGCACGACGAUGAUGCUAUAUGCUGCUUUAUACUAUAUAAAUAGUAGGGGAAACACUGGCAGAUGCUCCCAGCACUUUCAAAUCAUGUCCAAAUGUAUCUCCUCCUCUGUGCAGGUCGACCACGAUGUCAUUGUACUCAUGGAUGAUGCAGAACAAUAGAUCCCUUAGAUUUCCUUUUCACAACAAUGCCUGCAGUGCCUGAUUUGGAGGACCUAAUCAAAUUGUACUUCAGACUUUCUUUCAGUAACAAGGAAAUACUUGCAAUUUUAGCACAUUACAACCAGACAGUGAUAAGUGUCAGAACUUUAAAGAGAGUUUGUAGAAGACUUGGUCUGUUCAGGAGGAAGAACCAGUCUGACAUGGAAGAAGUGCUGGCCUUUGUCCAACAUGAGGUUAUGACCAAUGGACAGAUGCAAGGUUAUCGCUGGCUACAUCUUCGAGCAGUUCAGCGAGGAUUUGUUGUGUCACAAGACACCAUAAGACGCAUCAUCAAACUGGUUGAUCCACAAGGUGUAGAAUUGAGAAGAGCACGGCGCUUGAGAAGACGUCAGUACAGCUGCAGAGGGCCAAAUGCACUUUGGCACAUGGACGGCUAUGACAAGCUAAAACCCUAUGGCAUUGCCAUCAAUGGCUGCAUAGAUGGUUUCAGCCGCUAUGUGUUAUGGAUGGAGGCCUUUACCACAAACAGUGAUCCCAAAGUAGUUGCAAGUUACUUUACCAGAACGGUGUCAAGCAUAGGUGGAUGUCCAGAGAGGAUUCGUGCAGACAGGGGAACAGAAAAUGUUUGUGUUGAAGAAAUGCAGAUGUUUUUGCGGAGAAACCAUCCAGACAGUUUUGCAGGAGAGAAGAGUUUCCUUUAUGGAAGAAGCACAGCAAACCAGCGCAUUGAAGGAUGGUGGGGUACCCUUCGCAAACAGAGUGCGCAGUUCUGGAUGAACUUAUUUCAAACUUUCCAGGAUGAUGGUCAUUUCACAGGAGACUUUUUGGACAAAAGUCUAAUCCAGUUCUGUUUCAUGAAUCUUGUUCAGGAUGAACUUGACGAAGUUGUCACCACCUGGAAUUCACACAAAAUCAGACCAAGAUCAAGUGGUGACAUGGCAUCGGGUCGGCCAGUUGUGAUGUAUUCAUUCCCAGAGCUGCACAGUGCUGAGGAUAGACUCAAACCUGUAUCCAUGGAGGAGGUCAAUGUGUGUAUGGAAGAGUGCACUCCCAAGGGCGAGUUUCCUUGUGAUGAAACCGUUUUUGAACUGUGUUGUCUCCUGAUGGAGGAGAAUGGGUGGGAUGCUCCUGCAGAUCCACUUGCUGCGGCUGAUCUGUACAUCAUGUUAAGAGACGAACUGCUGCAAAUAAUUUGAGAAAUGGAAGACAUCUAAAUAAAAACAUGAAGUUUUUCCCAGUCACAUAAUGUGAAAGUACCUAUCUAGAUUAUUAUUUUGGCAGGAGGAUCGGUGUCACGGCUGCCACACUCCGAUGCCUUGCUGAAACCGGUGCCGUCCCCCACCACCUCCAGGAAGCUCCCCACUGCGUGAAAACGCAGCGCAGCCAGGAGCUGCACCUCCGGGCUGAGGGCAAAAUUGCAGCAGGUUUCCCUCUGGAUGUGUGGUGACACUUGCGUGACGAGGCGUUGGAUCUCCACACGGGGAAGCCGGUAGGGGAGAGCGGGGUAAUGUGGGACAUCGGGUGAUGUGAAACACCCCCUGUAUCUAGGCAACGGAACACAUUUGUGGUCAUGUGAUUAUUAUGUUCAAAAGCCCCUCCCAUUCCCCCCUUGCAAUGAAAGAUAAGUUGGUGCAGGUGCUGUGGAAAGUAUGUUUUUUCACAAAAAUGUAAUUCACAAAUUUUCUUGCUUUGAACUUAAUCAACUGUUGUGUCAAAACAAAUUGAAUCAGGUAGAAAAACUUAUAUCAUACAUGUUGAUGCACUUCCAACAUAUAAAACCAUGUGAUUGAUGCUAGCUGAAGAUUAGCCUGAAUUGAUAAAAGAUGUUGUUUUUCUAAAAUUGUGGCUGUGGGGUAAAGUGAGACAAAUGCUGUGGGGUAAAGUGGGACAGUGUCUCAGUUUACCACACCAUGAAGCACAAGUUAAAUUUAGUCUUAAACAUAUGUUAUAUAACAUUAUAUAUGUUUUAUUUUUAAUGUCAUAAACAUUGUAGAAAAGCCAUCAUGCCAAGAAACUACACCAGGAAGACCACCUGGGGCCAAACACCCCUCACAGAGAUGGAGAGUGCAGCCGCUGAGGUCAUGCAAGGAAAGAAGUCCUUAAGAAAAGCUGGAAGGGAUAGAAAUAUUGAUAAGACAACCCUCAAAAGAUUCAUAAAGAAAAAAGAGAAAGGGGAAGUAAAAUCAGUAGCCUGGGGUGCAGUAGCUGAGGUAAAGAGAAUGUUCACAGAUGAGAUGGAGGAGGAGCUUGCCAAACACUUGAAACCACUAGCUGACCAGUUCCAUGGCCUUGCUCCAGUUAAGUGCCGUGAACUGGCAUUUGAAUACGCAGACAAAAACAAUAUCCCUGUCCCUGCCAAUUGGACAGAGAAACAAUGUGCAGGUAGGGUGUGCAAGAGAUCACAUGAAUCAUAAUAAUCAUAAAUGUGCUUAAUUGACCAAUCCCCAUGAUUCUGUUACUAGUCCGAUAAUAGUGGUUGUCCAUCUAGCUGUCGGGAUUUUAACUAUUACAACAUGUGUUGUUAUGGUAGUUUUAAAGUGGAAAAAGUAAGUGGACCACUUUACCCGGUAGCUGGGGUAAAGUGGGACACAAGACCACUUUUUUCAAAACAAUCAGAAUUUAACUGCCCUUUGUCCUGAAGACAUUCUGAUCAUUUCCAUUGCUAGAAAAUAUCCUGAAUUAAUGGGAAAUGUGUAAAUUUUACUGAUAUAUCAGUUAAGCUCGCCUAGAGGGGAGCAAAUGUAAAAAAAUGGCCCACAUUACCCCGCUCUCCCCUACUUGGACUGGACAGCCCGGUCCGACAGCACGUUGAGUGGGGAGAAGUGCUGAC